GAACCUAUUAAGCUAUCCAAACAUAAUCGAUCAGCUUUUCUCAUGUUUUCUCAAUACGCAAAAGACUUUUUGAAUAGAAAUAGAGAGUCUAUUCCAUCCGUUUCGUCUCAAGAACCGGGGGUAUCGUUGUUUUAUUCGGUUCCUACAUUACCAGCAGAGGCCGAGAUUCGCGAAUCUAUUUCGUUACAAACCUCGCGA
This is a messenger RNA of Racocetra persica, 198 nucleotides long. Lineage: Eukaryota; Fungi; Glomeromycota; Glomeromycetes; Diversisporales; Gigasporaceae. The record is from the annotation of a GenBank genome assembly.